UCUCAGUCAUGCAUUUUUACAUGGAUAAAACUACCAAUACGGCAUUCUUAUCAUUCCGUGUGAUUUUUAUCUCCGUUUCUUCAAUAAUCAGAAUUGUAUACAAAUAUUGGUCACGAGUUUGUUCUUUGCGCAUAUUCCGCGCUUCUUAUGUACGAACUGUUUCUUUCAGAUCAAAUAAUGUAGCGAAAACUCAUAAUAUAUCACCUGUCGAAUGAAAGUGAAAAUGAGUUCUCAAGACACAACUGACAAUGUGCAAGCAAGUUCACCUAAUAUAUCAUCAAGAACAAAAAAUUGGGUCCAAUUUGAGGAUGAAACACCUAUUAAAGAUAGUGGAAGUGUGGAAGAGAAAACUAAAACUAAUACACCAGCUGUAAUAAAACCAGAAUCAGUUACAGUGAAUGUUGAGAAAAUUGGGAAAUCCAUUGAGAAAACAGAUAAUCAACAGACAAAGAAUAAUGAAUAUAAAGGUGCUGUGAUAUCAACGGAAUCCGUCCAGAUUAAUUUAGAUAGAUCAGGCUUAAGCCGUUCUAUGACAUCUGAAAGUCCAGAUCUUAAUUUACCGUCCGAAGUAAGAGUUUCUGAUCCUAAAAGUGCUUCUUUAAAGACUAUCGAUCUCAGAGAUGUAUCUAAUGGCAGAAGCGCUACAAGUAAUAUUAUAAGCACACCCAUUGGAAAUAUCAGACAAGGUUUUGCUAACGGAGAUACUAUUGUUACUCUUUUACCAGUUAAUACUAGAUGGCCAUGGAUUACUCCAGCUAAAUUUAGACCAGAAUUAGUACCGGAAGAAUUAAUGGCUCAGGGUUUAACGCUUACAGUAGAAGACUACGUACACAUAAUGGAAUUGCUUGUAAAUGAUGUACGUUUCAAUAUGUACAAUGUAUGUUAUAAAAGAAUUCUUGUUCUUUGGAUCUUUACUGCAUUUAUUGUGCUGCUUGGCUUAUUAUUUUCUGGAGUGACUGGUCUUACUUUAUUUGGUCUUGGCGUCAUGUGGUUAGUCCUUAACGCUGCAGCAAUAUUUUUUUGCAUGUUCGUCAAGAUAAAGUUAAACCAUAAUCUUGAGAAAUGUAUGGCUCAAGUGAACAAGCAUUUACUUCGACAUAAAAUAUUGCUUGGAUUGGAUGAUAGAGGAAAGAUUUCAUGUCAUAAAGUCAAUCUCUGCUUCAUAUACUUUGAUACUGCAGAUUGUAUCAAAAAAUUGCAAGAGGUAAUAGAACGCGAAGAACGUGAGGGUAGAGUAAUAGGCGAAGAUGGAAAUUCCGAAAUGCGUCGUAAAAGGGAAUUGCAACAACGAAUGGAUAUUGAUGAUAGCGAUAUUGUGAUACAAGGCAGCACAACUACCAGAAUCUCUCGUAAACAGGAACGGGCGGAGUUGCUGUUGCUGAGGUAUGCAUCUCGAUGGGCACAUCACUUUGUGCGCCGGAGACUUGAUCUGGUUAUAGACUCACAAGAACGUAACAGAGACAUCACGGGUCUUUCUGUUUCACCACGACAUUGUGUCUCCGCCCGUUGUCCUUGUCAAUUCAUUGAGGACCAUCUUAAAUACAAGCCUAGAGCUGGACAAAAGGGGAUACAAUUUGAUAUUUUGUCUGAACCACAUUUUGUCAACACAUGAAAAACUCAUUUGGUAAAUAGUAUUGUGAUAUCCACCUGGUUUUACGUGGUGUGCUUAUCUUAAUGAACCAUUAGUUAGAUAUGAAGUUAGAUCUGAGAUGGCAGGUAUCCCUAGUUAUUAAUUUCGAUCACUUAAACAAAGCACAACAGUAUUACUAACACUAAACGUACCGCGCCUGGUCAAAUGAUCGGUUUUUAAAUUUGAUUGAAAAUUCUGUGUUUUCUUUCGUUCAUUUAACUUUAUAUCAAUUCCUAUACUGUCUGAUUAAUCGGGUUUUCAAUUUUUAUGUUUCCUUUUGUUUCUGUAUUCAAUAAGAAAAAUUUAUUUUCUAAUUUGUUUACUUUUAUUCUGUAACGAGUUAUUUGACCGGUUACGGUAGGAAUAAAUAUAUACACAAGUCGGUACGUUUAGUGUUAAGGCAUUUUGAAAGAAGUAUGCAUAUCAGUUGCUAUUAUUCUAAUUAUUAAGGUUUAAGCACAAAGAAGUUCAUAUCAUAAACAAAAAUACUUUCAGAACUUCAAAGUUUUAAUAAUGCGUGGUUACUGAAGUGUUAUAGUUGAACAAUCAAAUCAUUCACAAGAUAUACAUAUUUUUCUACAUUUUAAUAUUUUUUAUCAUUCCAAAUGAGUAACAAAAAUUUAUAUAGCAACGCUUUUUAAAUAAGAUAAAGACAUACAGUAUUUGUUACAGAUUCAUACUUAAAGCAAAAUAAGUAUGCGAAUUACUUUUAUACUUUCCAAUAUAUAUUUUAAUAUUAGUUUAACUUGAAUCUACAAAAAGAUUUUAAAUAACCAUAAUUGCAGUGCCUUUUAAUGAAUUCUCUGUAACAUUUAGAUCACAUUUAGGCCAUAUUUCAAGUAUUCUAUAAUAUUAUCUUCUAUCAUGAUUUUUUUAAUAAACUUAUAUAGUUAUUAUGGUUAUCAGUAUCUGUAUAGAGUAUAUAUCUCCACAAUGAAAAACAAUAUGAUUAUGCAACAUUUAUUUUCCUACAAUGUUGACUGCGUGUAUAUUAUUAUAUGUUGUUAUUGGAUGUAUAUUAUAAUAGUAUGUAUAUUUUAUGUUAGAAAUUAUAUCAUAUAUCAUUCAUAUAUACAUAUUAAAAUUCCACAUGUGCCUGUAGGUAAAAAUAUUUUGUACAAACUGUUUAUUCAUGUGUAUACAACUAAUGGUUAAGGUGAACUUAAUUUAGAAGUGGAUGCGUUAUA
This is a messenger RNA of Nomia melanderi (Alkali bee), 2817 nucleotides long. RefSeq lists its product as uncharacterized. Lineage: Eukaryota; Metazoa; Arthropoda; Insecta; Hymenoptera; Halictidae. The record is from RefSeq and is a predicted model, not a curated record.